This is a messenger RNA of Carassius gibelio (silver crucian carp), 1661 nucleotides long. Its product is annotated as growth arrest and DNA damage-inducible protein GADD45 gamma-like. The transcript is spliced from 3 exons. NCBI's taxonomy places the organism in Eukaryota, Metazoa, Chordata, Actinopteri, Cypriniformes, Cyprinidae. Gene Ontology annotation, biological process: regulation of cell cycle. Gene Ontology annotation, cellular component: cytoplasm; nucleus. The record is from RefSeq and is a predicted model, not a curated record. Bases 195 to 611 code for a protein of 138 amino acids.
AGGCACGCGUCUUGGAUACGUCCGUUUCUUUAUUGUUCUGUACAGCCAAUCAGAACACGGGAUGCAGACGCGUGCCACUCUCCCAAUAUAAGUACUGGUCGCGUGUCAGGAAACUCACUCACAACUUAUUUCGCUCCGCUCGAGCCUCUACUGUACUUCAAGCACAGCUACUGCCUACUUCAAUCCAAACCAAGAUGAUGAAUGAAGGAAAAUCUCUGUCCGAAGCACUGCUGUCUGCCAAGGCGGAGGGGCGCCUCACUGUUGGCGUCUAUGAAUGCGCAAAAAUAAUGAACGACGACCCUGAUAACGUGUCUUUCUGCCUUUUGGCCACUGAUGACUUUGAGUGCGACAUCGCUCUCCAGAUCCAUUUUACUCUGAUCCAAGCGUUUUGCUUUGACAACGACAUCAGCAUCGUCAGAGUAAACGACCUGAAACGUCUCAACGCUCUUGUUGGUGCCAAGGGUCAACUCGAGGACGCUCACUGUGUCCUUAUAAUGAACCCAGCUGAGGACUCAUGGGAGGAUCCAGCUCUGGAGAAGCUUCAUCUGUUCUGUGAAGAAAGUCGCAGCUAUAACGAGUGGGUUCCUGAGAUCACUCUGCCCGAGCGUUGAUCUGGAGCUUUACUCUGUUGAGAUGCUGUAAACCUUGAGGAAUACUCGACUCAUCCUUCGAAGCAAGGAUGCUGAUGUUUCCACAUCCCUGGAUGCUCCUGAGGAGGCUGAACCAUCCAGGCAGCGCGAGGCAGGUCCGAGUGGCCCUCGCGGUUCUACGUCGUUCCUCGUCCCGUCCAUGCCAAGAUGAUCCUCAUUCUUUAUGUGAACGAGGUCAGGUAUGCCACGAGAGCGACACCAUGGCCCUCAUUCUUUGUGCGGAUGAGGUUUGGAGAGAAAGGAGAAGCGAGGUUUGCCUCUGUUCCACAGAGCAAAUAUCGCAUGCGUUGGACACGCAGAGGACGCAGCGGUGCGUCGAAGCAAUGUUUUUAAAAAUGGACUUUAACAUCUCAGACGUUUUUAAAAAUGGAAUUGCUGCACGAUAUAACGUACUUUAUUGUCGGCAAUGUGCUUUCCACUUUCCAGAAUUGUCUUAUUCUCUAAAGGUUUCACUUUAGAAAUAUAAAAUGACAUAAAAUGGGUGAAAAGAGAGAGAGAAAAAAAAAACUAACUUAAAAAUCUCUAAAGGUUUCACUUUAGAAAUAUUUAUAUGACAAAAGAAAGAAAGAAAAACGAACUUAAAAAUCUCUAAAAGUUUCCCUUUAGAAAUAUUUGAUAUAAAAUGUAAAAAAAGUAAUUAAAUGUUGUUUGACUUUGCAUUACAACUUUUGCAUUGUAUAAAUUAUGUAAUAAUGGAUAAAACAAUAAAUGUAUUAAAAAUGAACAAUUUUGUCAUGUGUUUACUCUUCAGCAGAUGUCAAAAACGCACAUUAAAAUGGAAUUGCUGUACAAUAUAACAUACUUUAUUGUCGGCAAUGUGCUUUCCACUUUCCAGAAUUGUCUUCUUCUCUAAAUGUUUCACUUCAGAAAUAUUAAUAGCCUAUGACAUAAAAAUCUCUAAAGGUUUAACUUUAGAAGAAUGUGACUUACAAAAAACGACGAUAUUUAAAUAUGCUCUUAAACUUGUUUGUAGAAGACAAAGGAAAUAAUUAUAUUUGUCUGAAGAUUUUG